GAUUGGUAUACAACUGUGUAACUACUGUGUACAAGUAUAGUGGUACAUACAAAUUUUGACAUGGAUAUACUUUUACAAAAACAGAAAUGGGCUUAUGUGAGAUACAAAGAAGGCACUCACAAAGAUAAAUGAUAUUAUUUCUAAUGAGAGAAUAGAUCAUAAUUUUGAAUACAAACCUUUCAAUAAAAGAAUUAAAUAUUUUACAACAGAUCCUAGUGGUGAUUUAGUUAAAAGUCAAAUUUUUUACUAUGAAGAUACAAAAGAGUUGGUUGAAGAAAAAGUUGCCAAUGCAAGUAGAAAAGAUUUAGCUGUAAAAGCAGUUGAAACUGCAUCAGAAGAUGAUUCGAACCAUCAUAGAAAAGUAACCAAUGAAACAGCUGUGGCUGCUAAAAUGAAAGAAAAGGAAAACCAUCGGGGGAAAUAUGCUAAACUUUUAAUGAUAGAAAAAGACAAGCUGAAUAACAUGUUGAAUGAUAAUAAGAUAACAAUUAAGACUGGUGGUGAGGAUAAUAUCAAUUUUGAUGCUGGACCAAGUCAAUUGAAAAGAAAACUUGAAAUGUGCAGUAGUAACAGUAGCUUAAUGCUACCAAAAAUUCCAAGAAUAAAAAUAAAACAUGUGUUAGAUUUAAAGCCAUCAACUUCACACGAUAGUAAUAAAACAGAUAUCUCUACAAAAGUACCUACUAGAAUUGAAAAAGAAUCUUUACCUGAUAUUAUUGAACCUUCACUUUUUGCUAGUGAUAGUAAUAGUAAUUUUUUACUUGAUCUUGAGGGAACAUCUUUAAAAAGCAAGCUAAAGAGUGAUAAAAAAUCUGAAGAUGUAUUAAUAAUGGAUAACAAUACAAAAAGAGAUGCUGGCAAAGGCAAAGGUUCAUUAAUAAUGACGGAAAAAAUUAGAAAGCUUGAAAGAGAAAUUAAAAAAAUGACUGCAAAAUAUGAUAUCUUAAUGAAAAAAGUAAAAAAUUUAGAAAUGGAAAAUGAGAGAUACAAAUCUCUAAACUUUGACUUGCAAUCGCAAGUCCUUGAUAAGCUAAGUGAACAGUUUGUCAAUCUUCUCAAGAAGAAUGAAAAGUACAUGUUCCCGUUCUACUUAUCUACAUUUUGGGAAAUCCAGAUACAAUCGAAAAGCAAAUUGGUGAUGCUUUUUUUAAUAAGGUAGGAGGAAGUAUUAGCCAUGAUAUGAACUAUGCUCCAGUCGGAUAUGAGUAUAAAAGAACUAAUGAGAUACAUAUUGGAAGAGGCAAAAACAUUAGUACAGAAAUGUACAGUAAUUUAAUGUUUAAAUCUAAAACACCAUAUCAAUGUGUAUCAAACAUCUUAAGAUCGCUAUUUACAAUGGAAGUAUUGAUAGCUAGUACUAUCACUGGAAGGGUUAGUAAUAGAACAUUAGCUAACAAAAAGGAUAAAGGGGAAGCUACCGAAAAAUCAAAGCCAAAUGCUUUGGACCCAUCUAAGCUACUGAUUUGUAAAGAUUUUUACGAACAUUGGAUUGAAAAUGAAUUCAAAAAGAAGGUAUCUGUGGAAGAAUACAACUUUCAAAAGUUAUCAAAGGCUUUUGAUGCUCAUGUUUCAAAAUGCAUCAGCUAUUUGAAGAGACCAAAAGAAAGAGACGGCACUAAUAAAAGUAAAUGUGACAUAAUUGAAGAAAAAAAAAUGAGCGAGAGUAAUUCUAAUAAUGUAGCUAAAAAUGCAAGUGAUGACAAUGAAAGUGGAUUUAUAUGCAGCCAACAUUUUGUGAAUUUGAACGAUGAAGAUAAAACAGAUGAAGAAAUAGAUAGUGACGAUCUAAUCACUGACGAGGAUACUGAUCCUCUUUCUGUGUUACCGCCAUAUCCUAGUUUUUUAGAAAAACAAAAGU
Messenger RNA from Phymastichus coffea, 1858 nucleotides. RefSeq lists its product as uncharacterized. The record is from RefSeq and is a predicted model, not a curated record. The transcript has 11 exons. NCBI's taxonomy places the organism in Eukaryota, Metazoa, Arthropoda, Insecta, Hymenoptera, Eulophidae. The coding region runs from base 392 to 1159 and encodes 255 amino acids.